AUGUACCUUGCAUACUGCCUGGCCGGAGUCCAGGACAAGUUUGAAAGUGACCCGUCGCCCCUAUGCACAGGAGCACAGCACACUGCCACUGCACAGGCAGCACGCCCGACCGGCCGCAAGCAACCGGCACUGGUGGCUGCACCAAGGAGCCAGCGAGCACCAAUGCGCCCCGCCAAUGCCAACGGGGAACUGGUCGUCCCCUUUACCCUACUACCAUUUCGCGGCCGUACCGGUACCUGUAGCGAAGAUCAUGGCCAGCCAGCCCCAAGGGAAAUUAAAAAAUCAAACUCUACUGUCCGUUUGCUUACCUAUGCCACGGUCGAGCCGAGCGACACGACGGCUUGCUGCUUGCUUGUUCCCCCCCAGAGACCUGCAGCCGUUGUCUGGUCUUCCUCUCCCCCUCGCCCGACCUUACUUGCUUGUGGAGUGGCGGCUGGAUCCUGGCAGCCAGCGCUACCUUCAGCCUUACGGUAUAGAGACUCCGCAGCCCGUUGUGCCGCCGCAUCGCCCAAGCCCAUCUCUCCCCCACGCCCUCCACACAACACCCCCCUCGACCUUGCCCGCAGACCGUGCCAUGUACCGCGCUGUGAACGGCCAGUCCGCGUACAUGCCCUGCUAGCCCUUGGCCCGCUCCUCGCAGCAAUGCCCAGGAGGUCGCUGCGACCCGGCGGCGAUCGAGACAUCAAACGGCGCAGCACUUUGGACCCAGCAGGCUUCUUCUCCAGGCGCGCCGACAGACAUGACAAGAACGCGCCUUUGCACCGCGCCGCCUCUGAAGACGGUCGCCGUCCCACUACUGCCGACCUCGCUGCCAGGCCCUCGACGAGCCCCGACGACGACCAUGAUGACGACGACGACGACGACGACGAAGAGCAUGACGAGCAUGAAGAGCACGACGAUCCCCCGCCCACGACGCGCCGUUUCAGCUUGAUGCGCUUCCGCCAUGCCUCGGACUCGCAGCUGUCCUUCAAGGCGAAAGAGCAGGCGGCCCGUGAUGCUCCGCCCGUGCCAGCGGUGCCCGCAAAUCCACAGCCCCCGGCCAUCAUCACCACGGCGCCCACCGAAGUCGUGGAUGCGGAACACGAGGCGCCCCCCGCAGCGUCAGCACCAGCACCAGCACCAGCACCAGCAGCGACGCCCAAGAGAAGCAGACUGCAGCAGCUGGGCUUGCGGCGACGCUCAUUUGACCCUGCCAUGUCGGAUCGGCCGAACACGCUGCUGCGCAAGUCCAUGGACAAGAGGCAGCGGAAGCCGCAGCAGCAGAAGAGCCACAGCAACCUGCUCGAGGGCAACGGCAGCAACCACGGCGGCGGCCUCAUCGAUCCCUCCUCGGCCGUCGCCACCAACAAAUGGCAUGCACAACGCGGCGACGAUGCGCGAGAGUCGGUGGAUAGCAGCGCAGGAGGCAGCUCACGUGGCCUUCACAUCUCCUUCGAGCAGCAGCACCGCCAUCACCACUACCAGCAGCAGCAGCAGCAGCAGCAGCAGCAGCAGCAGCAGCAACAGCGAGCGCCAUCACGACCCAGUCCCCCGCCACGACAAGGCUCUGCUCGCUUUGCCUUUGGGCGGCGGAAGCAACGCGCCUCGCUCUUCCCACUGCCCAUGAAGAUUGAGCCCCCGCAGUUCCCCGACACCGCGCCUGCCACGCCACGCCCAUCCACGGGCGCUGCCAGCUCAGGCUCCCCCGACCACUCGCCCACGGCCGAAAGCCCGCCCUGGACGGCGCGUCGUCUGCACCCUCAUGGCGAGCCUCGCGCGCAGACCCCGCCCGUUGUUGCCCCCCCGCCCUCGUCCUCGCAGUUGGCCCUCGCAGCCUCCAGCUUGAAUCUCGUCACCCCGGCCUCGCUCUUCCGCAACGACUCGACCAAAUCUAUCCAUUCCGCUCACUCCCACUCCAACGCCAACGCCAACAAUCACAGCCACCACGCCAGCCACGCCAACAACGCCAGCGGCCCUAUGCGCAUGGGCCUGCGCGGCCGCUCAUCGACCAUGGGCUCCAUGGGCGCCCGCUCAGACGCCGGCUCGCCCACCCCACCCGGCGGCCUUAGUGGACGCACGUCGACGUCGACGGCGGGGCGCAGUAGUUUCAGCAACCUCUUCGGCCUGAGCUCAAGAUUCCGUAACAAUUCCGAGCCACAUUCGCCGAGACAUGCGUCGCCCGCCCACGGCUAUCUAGGCAACUCUGGCCUGGCCUCGCACCACAACUCGCUCAACAUCAGCCGCGAGACCCUGGUCCUGCCAGAGCGCGAAGAAGGCGAAACCCCAGGUCACUACCUCGAACGCAUCGAGGAGAGCAACCCCGACAAGAGCAUCAUCGCCAGCUACCUCUCCAAGACGGACGAUGCCUUCCUCCUCUCCGUCCUCCGAAGUUAUAUGCGCAAGUUUGCCUUCUUCGGCGACCCCAUUGACAUGGCCAUUCGCAAGCUACUCAUGCAAGUCCAGCUGCCCAAAGAAACGCAGCAAAUCGAUCGGGUCUUGCAGGGCUUCGCCGACCGCUACCACGAAUGCAAUCCCGGCAUCUACACCAACGCAGACAAGGCUUACUUCAUCUCCUUCUCCAUCAUCAUCCUGCAUACCGACGUCUUCAACAAAAACAACAAGCGCAAGAUGCAGCGCCCAGACUACAUCAAGAACUCGUCUUGCGAGGGCGUCUCUGAGGAUGUGCUCGGCUGCUUCUACGACAACGUCGUGUACACGCCCUUUAUCCACAUUGAGGACGAGGUGGAUCUCAAGAACAUCUCGUCCAAGAAGACGAAGAGGACGGCUGUGCUCAAGGGACCGAUGAACGACCCGGCAAGGAAAGCCGCCAAGGAGCCUCUGGAUCCCUAUACCCUCAUCUUCGAAGGCAAGCUAGACGCUCUUCGGCCCAGCAUCAAGGAUGUGAUGAACUUGGACGACCCCUACAACUACGUGGGCACAUCUGCGACUCUAGAUACUAAGAACAUCUACAAGUCCUUCUCCCGGUACGGCGUGAUUCAAAUCGUUUCCUCCCGAUCCAGACCAGAGGCAUUCAUGUCAGAAGCAGCCCAGGAAAAUCCCCUAGGCACCUCGGUCGGCAUUGUCGAGAUGCCUGUGACCAAGGUCGGGAUCCUCUGGCGAAAAGACACAAAACGCAAAAAGGCGCGCUCUCCCUGGCAAGAGUGGGGAGCUGUCCUCACGCGGUCCGGCCUCUCGCUCUUCCGCAACUCAAGUUGGGCCAAGAAUCUCAUGAGCCAACACGAUGCUCAUGUCAAAAGAGGCGAGAUUGGGCCUGUCCUCUUUCAGCCUGCGCUGCCCGACUUCAAGCAGGAUCAUCUCAUACCCAUGGACGGCGCCGUCGCUCUGAUUGAUAAUACGUACAGGAAACACAAGCACGCAUUCGUCAUGUUCACAAAGGCCGGCGAGGAGACCUUUCUGGCUGACAGCGAAAAGGACCUGAACGAGUGGCUGGGCGUGCUCAACUACACAGCUGCAUUCGAGACCCUUGGCGUCCGUUCCAGAGGUAUGAUUGGUGGGCUUUAUGAAGGCCAGCGCAAUCGAGGUAUUCGACGCCUGAACUCAUCCCACUCUACCAAGUCGAUAACCACCCCGACAGGCGAGGUAACGAUACAGAGUGGAAAGAUCGACAGCCAGUUCGCCCAGCAAAUGGUCAAUGCUCGUAAAGAUCUGAUGCAAGUACGCAUUGGCGAAUCCGAGGAGAAGCUUGCUCAGGCGAUCAAGGCACUGGAAGGCAGGCUUAGGGACGCACGGCAUUUGCAGAUUCUAGCCCCAAUUCAACCAAAGACACGGGAAUUGGUCAUCCACGCCGCCGGUCGACUAGCUGCGAAGCUCAAGUGGGAUCGUAUUGAGAUUUGGCGAAUGAAGUGCCAUCGUGAUAUUUUGGCCCAAGAAUUGGAGGACGAGAAGCAGGGCGCCGCAGACCGACAGGCACGGAUCGAUCGAAUCAAAGAAGCGUCGGCGCCGCCGCCGCCACCACCACCCAUGCCCCAACUUCCCCUACACCAAUCCAGUCGAGCAUCGAAAAUCAGUGGCUUAGCAAGAUUGACUUCAAAGACCAGCUCCAUCAACAGCGGACCAAAACCCCCGCCCUCUCCUGGAUCGCCUUCCCUCCGGCCUGGAACCAAGUCUUCUCGUGACACUGACACGGGAGGUGAAGAUGCCUUCAGGACGCCGCCUGAGACUUCACGUCAAUCGAGUCCACACGACCCUUCUGCACAGUUCCACAUUCCCCCCAUGUCCUUCAGUCCUCCCUCUUCCGAUCGUCGGAGCUCCCUGGCAAGCUCCUCUGGUCGUUCGCCAAGGCUGUAUCCCACAGACCAUCGGCCAUCGGUAUCGACCAUGGGAGGGGGCACAAUCACCUCUGAUGAUAGUUCUGACGAUGAUGUGCGAUAUGCCACGCCGCCACCCGGCGACGAACCCAAGUCUCUAGACCCACGUUCGAUGGAUGGAUUGCGCCCCGAACGAGCCGUUGAGUCAGAUGGCGAACAGUCCCUUGCUGCACUAGCCGGAUCGCCCGCUUCACGUACGAAGCAAAGGCGCAGUCUACAUCGCACACUGAGAGAGAACUCUCAUGGGAGCUCUUCUCACCGCCGCAACCACAAAGGCAGCAAUUCUACGUCUACUGUUAUGAGUGACGAUACUAGUGAGAACGAAGGUCUUGCGCGCAGACAUGCAAGUUUCACAGUCCAUGGCAAGAAGGCAUCGGUCAUUCAGUUUGGGCCUGACUGGCACAAUACUACUGCGGAGGAGAAACUGAAGACCAAGAAGCAGUUGCAGGAGGCGGCUGAGGCGGCUUCCGUCGACGACAGAGAUGGCACCAGCAUCAUCAGCAGUGGCACCAACACCAUCAUGUCGCCCACGAGCGAUGGCACCGACAGGUCGCUACCUCACAAGCUCUCGACGGACGCCAUCAAGCAAAGGCACGUCUCGACUGCGACGAUCACACCUGCAAGCUACCGCGAAACUCAGCAAAACGGCCAGGUCUCGGAUGACGCCUCUGAUAUGAGCGACAUCGCCGAGGAAGAACUGGCCAGAGAGCGAGAUUCUGCCGAGCAGCCCACCAAGCAAGACAAACCCUUACCCAUACACAACAUCCAGACGGAGAACCUCAACUUCAAUCCGCCUGUCUCAGGACAUGGAUGA
Messenger RNA from Plenodomus lingam JN3, 5121 nucleotides. Lineage: Eukaryota; Fungi; Ascomycota; Dothideomycetes; Pleosporales; Leptosphaeriaceae. The record is from RefSeq and is a predicted model, not a curated record.